Molecule: messenger RNA, 495 nt
Organism: Psylliodes chrysocephalus
Lineage: Eukaryota; Metazoa; Arthropoda; Insecta; Coleoptera; Chrysomelidae
Source: the annotation of a GenBank genome assembly
AUGCCUCUUGAUAUCAGCCCAAUGCUUUCUAUCAAAAAACCAACUCAGAUGCGUACAAGAGGCAGAAAAUCUAUGAAUGCUGCUUUAAUAACAAGUUCUCCUUAUAAGGAUAAUUUGUCGAAAGAACAGGAAAGAAUCAAUAGUUCUAAGAGCACCACAACAGCAAUAAAUCUGGUCUUAAAAAAGUCACAAAAAAGUGUUUCAUGGGCGAAGAAGACGAUAGAAAAGGGAGAAAGAAAAUAUGAAGGAGGUACUGGAGGUGAACCGUUUGCAACCUUUUCCACUGAUGGAUAUGAGAAGAAAGUAUUGGAGACAAUAAAUACAGUAUCAUUAGAAGGGGACAUGAAUAUUGCUGAAUCAGCUACUGAUUUUAUAUUUCAUAAUGAUGAUAACAAUAAAAAUGAGCCUGUUGUGAUAGACAGAGAUGAGGAAACUCGUAGCACAUCAAAUGCUAUGUACGAAAAUGUCGAAAAUCCAAGCAAAAUAAUGAAGUAA